AUGUACAGUAUGUAGCCACAUGACAUCGCGAAUCGCAGAUGGGGAUUCCCCGACGACUGUAUUAUCACAGCCGAAACACAAUUCUCCAUGUUUGUGUGCCGCCAUAUAAAAUAAAUGGGCCAGGCUAUUUCGAGUGAUUAGAAAGCGCGCUGUACAUAAUCCUUCAAUAUUCCUGUUUUUACAAUAUUUAUACGUUCGGAAUUAUAUUGGAUCACUGGAGUUUGAAUUACACCAAAAUCUGCUCCUCAGUAUAGACGGGGAAUAGAAAUGAUGAUGCUGAAGUGGACACUGAUUGUGGGUGUAUAUUCCCUCUCAUUGAUAACGAGCGCAGAAUCUGCCCUUGUAGUUACCACGAACCUAACCGCAACAGCUUACAAGGGCAGAAGUAUAACCCUCCCCUGCCGGUUCGAGGGUGAACCGACAGCCGUCUACUGGUACAAGCAUAACCGGACUGCACCCGACGCUGAACCCAAAGUUCCCGUGCAGUUCUUUCAAGGAAAGGUGUUCAAUGAAGAGGAACCGCGGUUCAACAUGACCGCAGAUUAUUCGAUGGUUAUAUCGGAUAUCCGGAUCGAAGAUGAAGAGAUGUAUUCAUGCAAACCGGUUUUAGAAGACGAUUCGACAGGAGAAAGUUUCACAAAUCUAACUGUCAUAGCCUUAGCAGACCCCCUCGAGCCAGUCGUCCCGGACUGCAAGCCAACCGAGCCCGGUAAGUGCGUAUAUGAAGUAGUAGGAGUAGUCACGGAAAGUUUUGAGCUCAGAUGCCGAGUCGACGAGGUGAAACCUGCCGUUACACUAUCAUGGACGGCUCAGGAUGGGACGGAGAGACCAUCGGAAGAAACUCCUUCAGGCCCCGAUGAAAAUGGACUUUUUAGUGUUGUUUCAGUGUUUACGGUAUUUCGAGGCGAGAUAGGGGAGACCUUUGUUUGUAAAGCCACUGGUGAUAGUGUAAACGGAACAUCAACAUUAUUGGUAACAGUAAAGUAUCCUGAAAAAAAAGGCCUCUCUGGUGGAGCGAAAGCGGGAAUUGCAGUAUUUCUAAUUUUCCUCAUAGUCAUCGUCGCAGUUGUUGCAAUCGUCUAUAUAAUGUGGAAAAAACGGAAGAAUCAGAAGCCGGAGAACUACCCAGACCAGAUGCAGCUCUUAGCCCCAUUUCAGGGGGACUUCAACGAACUGGCCGAGAAACUACGGGAUUACAAACCCGGAUCAUUUUCCAACUUGGAGAAAAAAGAAGACCGAAGUUGGCCGAAGGUGACCCGAUUAGGAGUAUUCGGGGUGACGCAUGCCGGGAAGUCAUCUCUUGUGAGAUCUCUCACCUAUUCUCUGAAAGGAGAUUUCAUCGCGGUGGAGGUAGCCCAGUCCCACUCCAUAGGAGGAGUCACCGUAAUCCCAAAGACGUUUGCAAUCACUGAUCAUAUAUCUGUGGUUGAUAACAGAGGGUUGAAAGAUCUCGAUGUUUCAUGCAUUACUGACAUCAUGGACCAAAUGCAAGGAAAAUGUAAACUCUUGGAUGGAACAGUCGAUUUUCCGAUCCUGGUGUUUGACGCAAGGCAACCCGUCAAUGCACUGGAAAAGUUUCUACCAGACUUUGUGAAGGCGACUCGUAAGGAAUUUGGUUCUCACCCAGCAAUUGUGUUCACCCAUGCACGCAACGUUGGCGACCGACAGGACACCAUCAAAGCCCAGGCCACCGGCAUGGGUGCCUUGGACCAGAAGAUUUACUUCGUCGAAAACUUCACGGAGGACCCUACCGAACCUUGCUUCGAACGGCGUUUGGAGUUCCUGCGCAUGCUGAAGACAAUGCUGCAGUGUGCUGAUGAGAAUCUCGUGAUAAGAGACAAUAAGAAGGCCAAAGGCAAUGGCGCGUCUAACGUCGUGGAGAUGGACUCGGAUGACGCUCCUAGACAAAAGGGGUUCUUGGGUUUCUUCAAGAAGAAAUAAGUGCAAAGUCUCGUACACAGUGCGUUUAUCCGCAGACCUGAACAGUCUCCUAUGAUGACAUGCCUGGAGAAAAGAAAUGUCGUUUUCGAAAGAGUGCAAAUUAUCCUCUUUAUAAAGGGGAGCUAAGGAUCCUCUAAGGGGGCACUCAGAUGUCGAGAUAACGAUCUUGGGAAGUUGACAUCGUAUUAGCGAACGAACAGAAAACGAGAUCUUGGAUCGCUUCAUGUUUACGUCCCUUCUAAGAGAUGAUAAUGUGAUGAGAUGUCUACAUCCUUUCAAGGGCGUAGGCUGGGGUAGUCUGGGUGCACGUGCACCCUCCCGCUAAGGCCGAGGAGUUCCGACACUGGCAAACAAAACGAAAUUUUUACCCUUUCUUAUGCUUUCAGCAACUGAUUUUCCAAACUUUAGUUCCACCUCCCCAAGAUGUGCACCUCCAUACCACUUUAGUUCCUCCUCCCCAGGAUGUACAACUCCCCAUGCUCAAACUAGCCUACGCCCUUGCCUUUAGAAAAGAUGCAUGACUGUACUAUUUAUUUAUUUUUUUAUCUGAAGGGGAAGAUACGCAUUAACAUUUUCUGAAAGUUCGAGGGAGCGAGGGGCGCUUUGCAUUUUUUAUAGUGAAACUAAAAUUUGGUGAACGAAAUUAUGUUUUCACAAAAAUUGUUGCGGGCAACUGCCCCUGUGCUGAGUACGGCCAUGAAGAAAUAAUUAGAUUAUGAAACCUUGGAUGUCAUAGAUGUCAUGUAUAUUUACAUAAAUUGAAAUUGAAUUAUUAUCGAUUUGAUUAUUAUUUAUAGGUUUUUCUUAUGAUUUCCAUUGAUAACAAUUUUUAUUAUAUUCAUCAUUAUUGUUAGUCAACUAGUUAUCAAAUGCCUAUAUUGAUUCAUUAUUCCAUUGUUAUUUUAAACCAAUAUUAACAUUUAGUAACGCAGAUAUGAUAAAAAUGUAGUUUUAGCCUAAAUAGGGCUAUAGGUCCCCCAUUCAUGUAUAGAAAAAGAUUUUCGAUAGACGAAUGAAAUUUUAUCGUAUGUUAUUUGAAUGACCACAAAUAUAUUUUGUCUUUCUAUGAAUUAUCAUGUUGAAAAAUGUAUAUCAAGGCUCGCUAAUACUAAGAGUUCAAAUGGACUGCACGAAACGCGCAUGCAAAAAUGAUCUUAAUUGGGCAUUUUUAGCGGCCGAAUAUUAACCUUGGUGUUGUAUGCCUAACCGAUGAACAUGUUGAAUGGAUAAUUGUGUAUAUUAUGGUUAUCAUGUACAGGGCCUACGUGUGAGGGCGUAGGAUGCGUGUGUAAGUGUGUGUGUGGUAUUAUCAAAUAACUAGGUGUCGGUGUGGGUAUGGGUGGGGUAGCUUCAAGAAGGCUUUCUAGGCACUUGUUCACGAUUUCCAGUAUCCCUUUUCUGUAUAUUUUAUAUCUGUUUAAAUCGACACCUUUUAACCACUCUUCUUACAAAUUACAUGUAAAUGAUUGCAUAUCAAAGUGCUACACAUAAGAUUGCAUCUGAAUUUUCAGCCCGUUCUAUGCAUGCUAGAGAUUUUUAUUAAAGGACAAGUCCACCCCAGCAAAAAGUUGAUCUG
Molecule: messenger RNA, 3517 nt
Organism: Lytechinus pictus (painted urchin)
Lineage: Eukaryota; Metazoa; Echinodermata; Echinoidea; Temnopleuroida; Toxopneustidae
Exons: 11
Coding region: 268-1941 (557 amino acids)
Biological process (GO): negative regulation of T cell proliferation; positive regulation of T cell proliferation; immune response
Cellular component (GO): external side of plasma membrane
Molecular function (GO): GTP binding
Source: RefSeq, a predicted model, not a curated record